This is a messenger RNA of Callorhinchus milii (elephant shark), 2836 nucleotides long. RefSeq lists its product as uncharacterized. The record is from RefSeq and is a predicted model, not a curated record. Bases 330 to 1451 code for a protein of 373 amino acids. The transcript has 12 exons. Lineage: Eukaryota; Metazoa; Chordata; Chondrichthyes; Chimaeriformes; Callorhinchidae.
GAUACAGGAAGAAGCAUGUGUCUGCGAGUUCUCGGAACAGAGUAGAAGAGACAAACCCAAGAGAACCUGCGCAACAGUUUAUUUUAUCACAUUCAAGUUUACCCUCUGCACUCGCACCAAGCAAGAAAGAGACAGAGAGGACGGUAUGUUUUACUGGUGAGCUGGAAAGAAAGAGGUUUUUAUUUUUAGUUUGAAACGGGCUACUUCCUGUGUUGAGUUUUGUCAACCAGGUCGAGAAGAAUUUACGAUGUAGGCAGCAGCUGGACAUCGCUCUAGACGGCCUUGAAAUCUGCAACCUUCGGAGCCCGUCAGUGAUUGGAACAUCAGGAAUGGGCUGCAUUAGUGUGACGGCACGCUGCGCUGGAGCUGACAAUGAACAAGAAGAGGAUCUGGUACAAAUACCAAGCACCUGCAGAAGGCAAUCUAUACCUCCAGUGUGCGGGAAGGAAGUUGCCUGCCCCCAGGAGCUAGAUACUCUAAUAAAUAUUGAAGAGGAACGAUUCAACGUAAAUGAGAGUUCGAUGGAAGAUAAAUUUGAAUCAGCAUCUCACGAUCUUCACCGGCGAAGGUCAUGCAGAGAACUGGGGAGGACGCUGUAUAGCGAGCCAGUGAGUGGCUGGGAAGGAGAGAAACUCGAGGCUCUUGGUGAAAUCGUGUGGGCUUCUCAAGUCAUUCUUUAUGACCGACACACUCAGGAAGACGGCAAGAGGUAUCUCUUUCUCUUUCAAUCCCACCUACUUUUACUGGCAAUGGAAGACGAGGGAAGCAAGUUUAUUUACCAGGGACUCUUACCUCUGUCGGGAAUAUCGGUUAAGACAUUAGGAGACGUGACCUUUGAAAUCGCCGGGUCAAUGUUCGAAUCCAGGAUAAUAAAAUGUGAAAGUCAGGAAGAGUUUAACGUCUGGAUGGCUCAUUUGCCAAGACGGGUGAAGAAGGCCUCUGUGUAUCGACCACAAAGGCAAGAAUUAUUAUCAAUCCUGGUCCCCUGCGACGAGCUUUGGAAGAAGCAGAAACUAAAGACGUAUUUGCUGCAGAACCCUAUCAGAGGCUGGGAGGGAACUCCAAUCCAGCACCUGGGAAAAAUCACCUUCCUGUCCAUGGUGCAGUUCAGGGGCGCUGAGAGCCAGAUGUUUGAAGAGAGGAUCCUGAUUUUGUUUUCGGACGAGCUUGUCAUUCUUUCCACUGACGAUCAGAAAACGAGCGUUCAGUAUGAGGGCAGGCUUCCUACGCACAGCAUCAGGGCUUUGGAAAGAUCAGCUCUCUUAAAUCACCUGGAGUUUGAGAUUACAGGUAACAUGAUGGAGUCUGUGUUGGUUUCCUGUUCGAAGCCAGAUGAUUAUCAGAGCUGGCUGUUUCACCUGCAGAAGCCGGACUACAGCACCAACACCCUGCCCCUAAACGGACAACUGCCACCCAGGCCACCCAAGAAGAGGAAGAGCUGCCAUUACUGAUAUAAUGACCACCCACUCUGGCUAGUGUUGGGCGUAUGAGUUAUCUACAAUCAGCUUAUCUCAUGGAAACUGAGGUGCCCUCUGAGCUGUUACCAUGACGUGUUCAAAUGUCUCCACUGCCUUUGAAACUGACUCCGUUUAAGACCCACCUUGGCGCUGUGACCUUUUUCCCUGUUUAUUAUUUUGUUUCCCCCCCCCCCCCCCCAUCUUAUUGUCCCUCCUUAAGGGAUCGUCUCCCGGAUGGAGACGAAAGAAGAAUGUUCCACAAGUUAAGAAGUCUGACAGGCUGAGGUGAGGUGGAAUUUGCUCCUCUGUCGCGCUGGAGAUGUGUAAAUAUUGUUGUUCGUGUUUAGUUGUACAGUCUGAAUAUCACAUUUCACUUUCUUUCACCAACUUACCCUGUCGUCUGUUACCUAGAAUUCUGUUGCCCCUGUGUGGCCGUUGCUGGUGUUCGUUUCUGAGCUGAGACCAAACCUCACGUCUUGUGUUCCCACAGUGGAACACAUUUUCCCUUUGAGUUUCAGUCAUUCGUUUGUUUUCCUUUCUUAAGUUAUUUUAUUCUCCUUCUCCCCUCCCCCGGCCCCUCAAUCUCCCCGUGUAUUCUGGAUGAGAACUUAGACUCCUGAUUUCUCUAGCCCCCCCCCCACCACCCCCAAACAAUGCUGCUCUUGUGAAUAGAAACAAGAUCCCCGCCCCCACCCCACCUCCCCCCACAUGGUACUGAGAUGUGUUAUAUCAGGUAGAUUGGUGGGAGGAUGGGGGGUGGAAAUGGAGUGUACAAUUAGUAAUAUUCGUAAACCAGAUUUGUUCCGCCAAUUGCGACUUGCGAAAUUCCCAGUAAAGAUUCCCUUCUGGACGGCACCAAGCCGGUAAAGUCCGUGAGCAGAACCGUGAGCAUUGCUUUUAGUCACUUCACCACCACAACUUGGACACGUAUCAAGUUUUGCUCAUUGAAUACCUCUGUGACCUUACCGGCUUGGCAACCGGCUGUUUCCCACCAGGGUUUCUCUCGCUGGCGAUUUUUGUUGCCACCCGUCCCCAGUCGCACAUUCCGCCACCCAAUCCUCGCGAAGUCGCAGUCAGCCUGACGGAAAGUAUCCCGUGUGGGUGGCGUGUGCAAGUGGAACUCCGCCCGCUUUGGUUACUCCUUAAGAUCUGCUAACCGUCAAGUGCUCCGGGAGGCCACCCCUGCGUCAGUGGCUCUGUGUAAAUGCAAGUUGUUGUUGUUGAUGGGUUUCGGGCCUGGCUGUCCGAAAGAGAACAAGACAACCGGGUUUGGGCGAAGAUCUUAAGGUUCGAUUCUUCGAGGGUCAAGACACGACCUGCGGAGCUGUGCGAGGCGAUGGUUAAUGUUGCAAAAGUAAUAAAAAGGCUUUUAAAGUGCA